ACCGGAAAUGCUUCCCGAGAAGCGAGACCACAGAAGGCAGCCCGGCCUCCCGCGAAGCAACCAGAAAGGAGCGCCUACUAAGGGCGCCCUCGAGGCGGCCCUUGAAGCGACCCGGAAGCGGAAGUGGAAGAAAGUUCUAGUGGGUUGAGGGAUCGGCGGGAGCAGCCGGGUGGCGGGAGAAGCCGUUUCGGGAACCGGAGCUGUGGGAUUCCCAGAUUAAGCCUGAUCAAGAUGACAACCUCCCAAAAGCACCGAGACUUCGUGGCAGAGCCCAUGGGGGAAAAGCCAGUGGGAAGCCUGGCCGGAAUUGGCGAAGUCCUGGGCAAGAAGCUGGAGGAAAGGGGCUUUGACAAGGCCUAUGUGGUCCUCGGUCAGUUUCUGGUGCUAAAGAAAGAUGAAGACCUUUUCCGGGAAUGGCUGAAGGACACGUGUGGCGCGAACGCCAAGCAGUCCCGGGACUGCUUCGGGUGCCUUCGAGAGUGGUGCGACGCGUUCUUGUGAUGCUCUCUGGGGAGCCCCCGACCCCGAGCCCCAGCACUGAGUCUCCAGAGUUUGCAGCCAAGUGAGGACUCCUCCCCCGUCCUCUACAAAGGAAAAGAUUGCGGUUGUCGUACGCACCUCCCAUGUACUCCAGGGUCUUUUGGGAGUUCUCUCCCCUCACCAUUUCAACUUUUUUGGAAUUCUUAUCCUUGCAUGCAUCCCCCUUCUCCUUUCCCUGCCAGUUUCGUGACAGCAGUUACCAGCUUUUCUGAGUGAUUCCUGGUCCUGUCCCCGCCCCCCUGCCCCCAACUCUGGUCUGUUUUAUGCCAUUUGGCCCUCUUUCUGGCAGAACAGUCACUGUCCUUGUAAAAUUUUUUAAAUCAAUAAAGUCAGUGGCCUUCA
Mesoplodon densirostris (Blainville's beaked whale) is the source of this 882-nucleotide messenger RNA. RefSeq names its product BAF nuclear assembly factor 1 (gene BANF1). NCBI's taxonomy places the organism in Eukaryota, Metazoa, Chordata, Mammalia, Artiodactyla, Ziphiidae. The record is from RefSeq and is a predicted model, not a curated record. Bases 232 to 501 code for a protein of 89 amino acids. The transcript is spliced from 4 exons. Gene Ontology annotation, molecular function: DNA binding.